This is a messenger RNA of Fonsecaea monophora, 3327 nucleotides long. RefSeq lists its product as hypothetical. The transcript has 3 exons. The record is from RefSeq and is a predicted model, not a curated record. Lineage: Eukaryota; Fungi; Ascomycota; Eurotiomycetes; Chaetothyriales; Herpotrichiellaceae. Gene Ontology annotation, molecular function: protein binding. Bases 1 to 3327 code for a protein of 1108 amino acids.
AUGGGAAGUCUCGAGCGCGCGGGAGACGAGUACAUUGAAGAUGUCUUCCUCCAGGAUGCUCUCAACCCGACCAUCGCAGAGCAUGCGACCCAAUGCCAUUCUCUUUUCCACAGGUGCAUGGUUAUGCCGGACAUCGUGCCAGACCCCACGAUUAUGGACGAUCAGCUUGCACGCUUUUCUCUGUGGGCAUCAAACAUGGAUGUUUAUGGGCCACCCAACGUCUCGCUGGACUACAGGCUCCGAUUCAGUCCCGUAGCCGUAGAUAUCAUACACCAGCUCCUAGAUGUUAUUUGCGACACCUUGCUGUCUUUGAAGCCAAUCGACGAGCGACCACCACAAACUUCGAGCAGAAAGAGACAACGCAUGUCAGGAUAUGGCAAUUCGGGACUCAUGACGAGAGCCGACGAAGACGCGAGCGAUUCUGAGAGCGAUGUCGAUCCAGUAGAAGAAAAUAUCUUAAAGAUUACCGAGACAAUCGGCGGAACUAUGACGCGGCUCUUUCGUCUCUCCAACGCCGUUCGAAAGUCUGCCAAAGCCAACCGGGCCCGCAAGAUCGAGAGGUACAAAGACGAUGAAGAGGCAAACAAGGCCAUAGACGAGUUACGUCUCUAUACAAAAUGCUAUAUUGAGUUUCGGUACCCCGAGGCGCCGGAGGCACUCCGCUCGGCAUUGGUUGAAGCCAAUGCACUGCGCCUCCGAAGGCUGUAUUAUCAGCGCUCUCAUCGAAGGCGCCUUGAGCUGAGUAUUCAGCGCCCGGACACGAGUUCGGUUGUUGUUCAACUCCCGAAAAUGACAGCGAGUGCGCCGGCUGUAAGAUUUGCGUCGAGUGCCCUGCCAAAGCCCGCGGCCACAAAUGAAAUGCGGGCCCCUUCACCUGUGCCAGCAACGAAUGCAACUACUGCUCGACAGACUGCCGUUGCGGCCUUCUACGCCAAAUCCACAACUGAGGUCCCGCGGGCCAAGUCUGCUCUCGUGAACAACAAGUUGUCGUUCCCUGCCAUACCGCCGACGCACCAGUGUCCAUACUGUGGUGUCAUUGUUGAGUUCAAGAACACUGCAAGGUCAUUGUUGUGGCAAAAUCAUGUCGUGGGAGACCUGGAGCCUUUUAUUUGUGUCUUUCCACACUGCCUGCAAGGAGGUCACCACGAGCACGGGACCGGCCCGCUCACAUUCGAAACGACGAAAGCCUGGUCCAGCCACAUGCAGAAUGCUCAUGGCCAUACAUGGGAGUGCAGGGCUCCUUCUCACGAUCCGAUCGUCUUUGACCAAGAGACCCAGUACCAGGAGCACUCCAUCAGGGAGCACGGCGUGCCUGAAGCGCACGCCGGGACCCUCAGCAACGCCGCACGGAGGCCAAUUGCCGAUAAGGUGCUGGAAUGUCCAUUUGGCGACGAUUUUCAGCCCUCGGGAAAGGCUGAGUCAAACGCUGUCUUCUCGAGUGAAGCUCUCCAGUCACACGUCGCCGGUCAUAUGAAGGAAAUUGCUCUGCUUACACUGCAAAAACUUCCCAGCGAUGAUGUCGAGAACGUGGAGAACGUCGACAGCGACCAACCGUUAGAAGAUGAUGGGCCAGCCGGCGCUUUUCGUGGUUCCAUGUACAGCGUACUUGAUGAUGAGGACCUGGAUUUUCAAGAUGAUGACCUUGAGGCUGCAGAUGGCAAUGAGGGACACCGCGGAGAGGACAUCACUGCACAGGUGACAGUGCUCGACCUAGAGGACAAAGACGACUUAGGGAUGACGAAGCUUCACCACGCAGUGCAGGCCGGCGAUCUGAGCCUGAUUGAGUCCCUGAUCCAGAGGGGCGCAAGUAUGAAUGUGAGGGACGAAAAUGGCCAGACGCCCCUGCAUUACGCUGCGGAGAGGGGCUUCAUCGAGUGCAUGGAAAUCUUGAUGAUGCGCGGUGCGGACAUACACAUCGUUGACAAGUUUGGAUUUUCUCCAUUCCUCUUGGCUGUCGUUGCCGGGCAAGAAGGCGCCGUUACGAGACUGUUGGCUGAUACCAAUCCAUUCAGCGCGGACGGAAAGUCAGCGCUCGCUUGGGCAGCCGGUCUGGGAUGGUAUUCGGUGGCUAAAAUGCUUCUUGAACACGGUGUCAGCACAUCUCUUGACCGAUCUCUUGCCCGAGAUGCGCAACAGACUCUGCCUUUGGAAGAAGCGGCAGCUUCUGGCAAUAUGUCCGUUGUUCAAUUGCUCCUCGCUUAUGGUGUAGAUCUGAACCAUCGUAAUCGCGAUGGUUGGUCCGCCAUACAUUGGGCAGCGGAGGAGGGCCAUCUGGAGAUUGUACGUAUGUUGCUGGACCAUGGGGCCAACCUCAAUGCGGUGAGCUCUUACGGUACAUCGCCAUUGCACUGCGCCGCAAAUGGAGGGCAUGUUUCCAUUGUGAACUUGCUCCUCCUACAGGGGGCCGACCGCCACAAGACAACAUGCCACGGCUGGACUGCACUACACCAUGCCGCCUUCAUGGGUCACUCGCAUGUCGUCCAGCGCCUCUUAGAAGACGGCAGCAUACGAUCCACCGCCUCCCAGCAGGACAAUCACGGCUGGUCUGUUCUUCAUUUAGCCGUCCACAGCCGAGAUCUAGCCACCGUCCGGGUCCUGCUCGAUGAAUCUGUCAUUGCAGAGCCUCAGACCCUGUGGGACGAAAGCGGCCUCACCGCAGAAGAAUGGCUAGAUCGCGGGCAGGCUAGCCAUUCGCAGAGAGCCACAAGCAACUUGGCGUUCAGUAAGUCGCGCUGUUGUCGGGCCGUCACAGGCAUUCGCCAAGCUGUUACUCUGGACAACGUCCCCAUGAUCAAACUUCUUCUCAGAUUGGGUCACGACAUCAAUGGCAUGAACUCUGGAAGGAGGACUGCGCUCUACUACGCCUCGAAGAAGGGAAUGCUUUCGAUCGUGGAUCUACUUCUUGACCUGGGUGCGGAUCCCAACAUCCUCCCUAACGGGCGGAAGAACUGGGAAGAAUUCAUUCCACCCGGUGACGUUUUACAGCGCCUCUACCGAGCCGGAUACAAGAAACGAGAUGCCGACCACGAGUUGGAGCGCCAGAUUCGGCAUGCACUCAGAGUGCAGAGCCAGUCGUCUGUGCCGGAUCCACCAGCCUGGUUCGUAUCAGGCGAGUCGAAUUCAUCCAUGCCGGAUCGAUCUGUCUCCCAUGACAUGGACCGGCCUUCCUCCCCUGUUCCAGCUUUGUCAACGUCACCUUCUCUAGACCAUGCAGCCUCAAGUAGACUUACAAGCUCGCCGGCGCCUACCCACCAAACAAAUGACAGGAAGCGCAAGGCAAAGUCAAGCCGGACGGGCUGGUGGAAACGGCUCAUAGGUGCAAUAUAG